This is a messenger RNA of Penicillium brasilianum, 1812 nucleotides long. The record is from the annotation of a GenBank genome assembly. Lineage: Eukaryota; Fungi; Ascomycota; Eurotiomycetes; Eurotiales; Aspergillaceae.
UCCAUGACUUCAUCCAACAGUGCCGUGUCUCGUAGAACGGGAUUCACAUAGUUAUAUAAAACCCUACAAUCAUCCCAUAAAUUGUCUACCAGAGCUUCCCCUUACAAUCACUUCAUUUAUUUAUCUGCCCAACACCAAAUUGUCCGGUCGCAAUGUUUCAAGGCCUUGUUCCAGGUCUCGACGUCCUUGCUGUCGGGCUUAUAGCUCUCCUGAUUGCAGACUACGUCCGAGUGUCUCUUCGUCAGGGCCUCAGAACGCUCCCUGGGCCAGUGCUCGCUCGAUUUACCUAUCUAUAUCGACUUCUGAUGGUCUAUAAUGGCGAUGCUCCUGCUAAUUAUCAGAAAAUUCACCAAAAAUACGGGCCCAUAGUGAGAGUCGGACCCAAUGAGGUCUCUGUCGCGGAUCCGAACAUGAUAUCCGUUAUAUACGGGAUAGGGAGCAAGUUUACCAAAACCCCGUUCUAUGCCACAAUGGCACCCGUUUAUCAGGGCGAAAUUAUGGACAGCAUGUUCACUACCCGUGACCCCGUUUAUCAUAAGCAUCUCAAGAGUUCCGUGUCCCAGAUCUUUUCAAUGACCAAUAUGAAAAAUUUCGAGGUCUACGCAGACGAAUGCACCCAAAUAUUCAUGGACGCGAUGCUCACUCUCGAAGGUCAAUCACUUGACUUUUCAAACUGGCUCCAGUGGUAUGCUUUCGAUGUAAUUUCUGCUAUCACAUUCCAGAGACGUUUCGGGUUUAUGGAGCAGAGACGUGAUGUCGAUGGUAUGAUUGGUAAAAUCGAUAUCGGCCUACAAUACGUGAAGAUAAUUGGCCAGUUGCCGCUUUUGAUUCCGUUAUUGCGCGGUGCUUCGCUGAACAGGCACUUUCAGCGGCUGAAUUUGCUGCCGGAUACAUUGGGCCGGUUCAUGAAGAUCACAGAAGAGGAAAUUGGUCGAUAUGAGAACAGCGCUGAGAAUAGGAAAGCUGGACGAAAAGAUUUCCUUGCCCAAUUGAGAGAAAAAGAGGAACGUUCCGGCAAAAUUUCCCACAGGGACAUGAUGAAUCACCUAUCUAACAACCUUCUCGCUGGGAGUGACACCACUGCAAUUUCCCUACGUGCUAUGAUCUAUUACAUAGUUCAAACUCCUCAAGUAUACGACAAGAUUCAACGCGAAAUAGACGAGGCAGACUGACAAGGCCAGCUUUCGAAGUUUAUCACAUAUGAGGAAUGCUUGAAAUUGCCAUACUUACAAGCAACAAUGAAAGAAGCAAUGAGACUACAUCCAGGCGUCGGAUUUCCGCUGGAGAGGUAUGUACCUCCUCCAAGUGCAGAGAUUUGCGGCCAUAGAUUACCCGAGGGAACAAACGUCAGCAUCUGCGCCCCCGUUAUCCAUCAGAUCAAAGAUAUCUAUGGCGAAGAUGCCGAUGGCUUCCGACCUGAACGAUGGCUUGAGGCAUCACCAGAGGCGCUAAAGGCUAUGGAUCGGUAUUUCCUAUCGUUUGGGCAUGGCGCGCGGACGUGCAUCGGCAAAAAUAUAUCUAUAAUGGAGAUGGGAAAAUUUGUACCACAGCUACUGCGCCAUUUCAAAAUUUCAUGGGCAUCACCUUUGCCUGAGUGGCAAACCCAUGCAUCCUGGUUUUGGAAGCAAUCCGGGUUAAUAGUACGUUUAGAGAGACGGGCAGCUGAUUGAGAUAUAAAUGGUGUCAAUAUAAACUGUGUCAGUGCUAUGCCUUUGUGCAGUAUCAGCUCAAUCGUCUAAUGAAUUAAUGGGUGUAUCAUCCUGGAAGAGAUUAUUCCGACAUGUUCAGUGACUGGACCUGCUGGUAGCUGAG